Molecule: messenger RNA, 945 nt
Organism: Sarcophilus harrisii (Tasmanian devil)
Lineage: Eukaryota; Metazoa; Chordata; Mammalia; Dasyuromorphia; Dasyuridae
Gene: PHOX2B
Product: paired like homeobox 2B
Biological process (GO): regulation of transcription by RNA polymerase II
Molecular function (GO): DNA-binding transcription factor activity, RNA polymerase II-specific; RNA polymerase II transcription regulatory region sequence-specific DNA binding
Source: RefSeq, a predicted model, not a curated record
AUGUAUAAAAUGGAAUAUUCUUACCUCAAUUCCUCUGCCUACGAGUCCUGUAUGGCUGGGAUGGACACCUCGAGCCUGGCUUCAGCUUAUGCUGACUUCAGUUCCUGCAGUCAAGCCAGUGGCUUCCAAUAUAACCCUAUAAGGACCACUUUUGGGGCCACCUCGGGCUGCCCGUCCCUCACUCCAGGAUCCUGCAGCCUCGGCACUCUUAGGGACCAUCAGAGCAGUCCAUACGCAGCAGUUCCUUACAAACUCUUUACGGAUCACGGCGGGCUCAAUGAGAAGAGAAAGCAGCGGCGGAUCCGCACCACGUUUACCAGCGCGCAACUCAAGGAACUCGAAAGGGUCUUCGCGGAGACGCAUUACCCGGACAUCUACACUAGGGAAGAGCUCGCUCUGAAGAUCGACCUCACCGAAGCGCGAGUGCAGGUGUGGUUCCAGAACCGACGGGCCAAAUUCCGGAAGCAGGAGAGGGCGGCGGCGGCGGCCGCGGCCGCGGCCAAGAACGGCUCCUCGGGCAAGAAAUCGGACGCGUCCCGGGACGACGAGAGCAAGGAUGCCAAGAGCACGGACCCGGACAGCACGGGGGGCCCGGGGCCCAACCCUAACCCCACCCCGAGCUGCGGGGCGGGCGGUGGAGGCGGAGGAGGCCCCAGCCCCGCAGGUGCCCCGGGGGCGGCGGGGCCCGGAGGCCCGGGGGGCGAGCCCGGCAAGGGGGGCGCGGCGGCGGCGGCGGCUGCGGCGGCGGCUGCUGCUGCGGCGGCGGCCGCGGCGGCUGCCGGGGGCCUGGCUGCGGCUGGGGGACCGGGACAAGGCUGGGCCCCCGGGCCCGGCCCCAUCACUUCGAUCCCAGAUUCUCUCGGGGGCCCCUUCGCCAGCGUCCUGUCCUCCCUCCAGAGACCCAACGGCGCCAAAGCCGCCUUAGUAAAGAGCAGCAUGUUCUGA